Bursaphelenchus xylophilus (pine wood nematode) is the source of this 385-nucleotide messenger RNA. Lineage: Eukaryota; Metazoa; Nematoda; Chromadorea; Rhabditida; Aphelenchoididae. The record is from the annotation of a GenBank genome assembly.
AUGGCAUCGACUUCCUCAACUUCUACGCCAGGAACAGCAACAACCCGUAUGUCUACUUGUUCAAUUAUGAGGUGAGUGAAGUUGAGUUAUUUUGAAUUGUUUAGGAACACAAUAACAACAAAGGAUGUGGUAUCAACACCACAAGAACGGCAAGAAGCUCGUGACAGAAGAUUUGGAGCAGCUGGUCGCAUGGCCUCCUCUUCUAGCACGGAUGACCUCGUCCACACCGAUCUUGUGGAAAACCAGGAGAAGUUCAAUCGUUCAGAAAUCAAUGAAGAAGGUAAGACAACAAUUAUCAUGUUUAUUUCUUUGUCUCGGUUUAGAUUGGAACAACAGCGUCGCCCAAACGCAAAAUCGUCCAGAAGCAGAUUUCAUUGCCCACUAA